Molecule: messenger RNA, 1335 nt
Organism: Mesoplodon densirostris (Blainville's beaked whale)
Lineage: Eukaryota; Metazoa; Chordata; Mammalia; Artiodactyla; Ziphiidae
Gene: XK
Product: X-linked Kx blood group antigen, Kell and VPS13A binding protein
Exons: 3
Coding region: 1-1335 (444 amino acids)
Cellular component (GO): membrane
Source: RefSeq, a predicted model, not a curated record
AUGAAAUUCCCGGGCUCGGUGCUGGCGUCCGUGUUCCUGUUCGUGGCUGAGACGACGGCGGCGCUGUACCUGAGCAGCACCUACCGCUCGGGCGGGGACGGCAUGUGGCAGGCGCUGACGCUGCUCUUCUCACUGCUGCCCUGUGCCCUUGUGCAGCUCACGCUCCUCUUCGUGCACCGCGACUUCAGCCGCGACCGGCCGCUCGUGCUGCUGCUGCACCUGCUACAGCUCGGGCCACUCUUUAGGUGUUUUGAAGUCUUCUGCAUCUAUUGUCAGUCAAGCCACAUCGAAGAGCCUUAUGUCAGCAUCACCAAGAAGCGACAGAUGCCAAAAAAUGGCCUCUCAGAGGAAAUUGAGAAGGAGGUGGGCCAGGCAGAGGGCAAGCUAUUCACCCACCGAUCUGCGUUCAGCCGGGCAUCAGUGAUCCAGGCUUUCCUGGGCUCAGCCCCUCAGCUGACCCUGCAGCUGUACAUAACCGCCCUGCAGCAGGACGUCACUAUCGGAAGAUGUCUCUUCAUGGUCCUCUCCCUAUUGUCCAUCGUGUAUGGAGCCUUGCGCUGUAACAUCCUAGCCAUCAAGAUCAAAUACGAUGAAUAUGAUGUCAAAGUGAAGCCCCUGGCCUAUGUCUGUAUCUUCCUCUGGAGGAGCUUUGAGAUUGCCACUCGAGUCAUUGUCCUGGUCCUCUUUACCUCUGUCCUGAAGACCUGGGUCGUGAUAGACAUACUCAUCAACUUCCUCAGCUUCCUCUUCUACCCCUGGAUCCUCUUCUGGUGCAGUGGCUCCCCCUUCCCUGAGAACAUCGAGAAGGCCCUCAGUCGGGUGGGCACCACCAUCGUGCUGUGCUUCCUCACCUUACUCUACGCCGGCAUCAACAUGUUCUGCUGGUCAGCGGUACAGCUGAAAAUCAACAACCCCGACCUCAUCAGCAAGUCCCAGAACUGGUACCAGCUGCUGGUGUACUACAUGUUGAGAUUCAUCGAGAACGCCUUCCUCCUCCUCAUGUGGUAUCUUUACAAGACUGACAUCUACAUGUAUGUGUGCGCACCCCUGCUGAUCCUACAGUUGCUCAUCGGGUACUGCACGGCCAUUCUGUUCAUGAUCGUGUUCUAUCAAUUCUUCCACCCUUGCAAAAAGCUCUUUUCCUCUAGUGUUUCUGAAAGCUUUCAGGAGUGGCUAAAGUGUGCUUGCUGUGACUGCAGGCGGCGGAAAGCCUCUGAGUCUGCAGAAAAGACAGAUCUAAGGUCACCCGCAGACAGAGAGGAAACCCCUUCUAGCAGUAAAAUAAGUUCUAUGCCCAGCCAGAUCUUGAAUGCCGAUGAGCUCUUUUCUGCUUAA